Messenger RNA from Rosa chinensis, 1879 nucleotides. Its product is annotated as cytochrome P450 705A12. Gene Ontology annotation, molecular function: iron ion binding; heme binding; oxidoreductase activity, acting on paired donors, with incorporation or reduction of molecular oxygen, NAD(P)H as one donor, and incorporation of one atom of oxygen. The record is from RefSeq and is a predicted model, not a curated record. The transcript has 2 exons. Gene Ontology annotation, cellular component: membrane. Bases 174 to 1751 code for a protein of 525 amino acids. Lineage: Eukaryota; Viridiplantae; Streptophyta; Magnoliopsida; Rosales; Rosaceae.
UUUUUCUUAGCAUUUGAUCGGGUGUAGACUUGUACUUUCAGAUAGAAUAUCUGUUCGAUCAUGAAUUAUAGCAACGGAAACUGAUACAGUGGGCCUCUUCAGUUUCGAUUGAACCACGUUAAAUCUUGCUCUUGUUGUUUCAUCGAGCUCGAUCUUAACUAAUAUAGCUAGCUAUGGCUAUUAUAUUAACAGAUGCACAAUACUACCUAUUUCUCUACUCCCUCGUAUCAUUUGUCUCCAUCUUGUUGCUGAAACCCCUGUUCAGAAAACCUCCGACCAACUCAAAAAAACCACCGCCGAGCCCACCCGGGCUACCUGUGAUCGGUCACCUCCAUCUCUUAAGCUCGGACCAUCAAGCCAUAUCCUUCCUCAACCUCUCCACCAAACAUGGGCCUCUCCUGGACCUCCGCCUCGGCGGUUCUCGGAUGCUCCUCGUUUCCUCAGCCUCCUUCGCCGCCGACGUGUUCAAAACACAAGAUCUCGCCUUCGCAGACCGCCCUGCAUUCGCUUUCGCCGAUGAACUGCCCUACGGAAACUCUGGAUUUUUCGGUGCCGAGUACGGCGACUACUGGAAGUUCAUGAAGAAACUCUGCAUGACCGAACUGUUUGCCCCGCGGCAGCUGGAACGGUCACGCGCCAGUAGACAAGCAGAGAUCGUCAAGUUCUGUCGUUCGAUGAUCGAAAGUGGUAACAAAAACGAAGUUGUGGAUGUUGGGGCUGAGCUGAUGAAGAUGACCAACAAUUCAACGUGCAAGAUGGUGAUGAGCACCAGCGUUUCGGAGAAAGGCGACGAGGCUGCCAGGAUUAGGGAGAUGAUGAUCAAGACGCUGCAGUUGGCCACGAAGGUGUCGUAUGGGGAUGUGUUGGGGCCUUUGAAGAGGUUGGGCUUCUGGCUUUAUGGGACUCAGCUUGUGGAUGUGUCGUUGAAGUACGAUGAGCUUUUGGAGGAGAUGUUAAAGGAUCAUGAAAAGAGAGAGGACGGAAAUGAGAGAGUGGAGGAGGAUCUGGAUUUGGCCGACUUACUGUUGAAGGUGUAUAAGGAUGAUAAGGCUGAGCUCAAAAUUACCAGAACUCAAAUCAAAGCCUUCUUGCUUGAUCUUUUCAUCGGGGGCACUAUUUCUUCAACAGAGACAAUGCAAUGGGCGAUAGCCGAGCUCAUAAACCACCCAGAUGUAUUCAAGAAGGUGAGAGAAGAGAUCAAUUCGGUUCUGGGUAAUGCCUGCAGAUUGGUCGAGGAAACAGACAUUCCUAGUCUCCCUUAUUUGCAAGCAGUUGUGAAGGAAGCAUUGAGAUUAUACCCUCCUUCUCCUGUGGUGAUAAGGAAAAGCCGCCAAAAUUGUAAAAUCGAAGGCUUUGAUAUAAAUCAAGGAACCAUGGUGGCAAUCAAUGUGUAUGCAAUUAUGAGAGAUCCAGAGAUAUGGGACAAUCCCAAUGAAUUUCGUCCAGAGAGGUUCUUGGCUUCGUCUAGUGAAGGACAUGAUAGUGUGGAUUAUGAUCAAAAGGAACAGAACUUCAAUUUUGUGGCAUUUGGUGGCGGGAGGAGACGUUGCCCCGGCUCUUCAGUGGCGCUUUUACUGGUGAACACUGCAGUUGCAGCCAUGGUUCAAUGCUUUGAUUGGAAGGUUGGGGAAAUAGGAGAUGAUGAUGCUAAGGUUAAUGUGCAGAUUGGAGCAGGCAUAAGUUUGCCAAUGGCUUCCCCACUUCACUUGCGUCCUAUCGUUCACUUCAACCCAUUUGCCUCUUCUAUGUAAUUCCUAUACCAUGACUUCUUACUUUCUUAGAAGUGGCCUCUCCGAGCCAUUCUGUAGGUUUUGUGGUUAAUUGUAUUAUCAUGAAAGAAUGAGAAUCAGUUUGAAAUAGUACAAGAUUGCUUUGAAUA